UGUCAAAGUGGAAAUUUCGCACCCAUCCAUCGGCAAUUCCCAAUAACCCCAUGCACAUACUCCGGAACUAUCCCUCCCGAGCUCCAUGGUGGUCAAUACGUUCGGAAUGGCGGAAACCCGAGCUUCGGUGACCAUCCAUCAGAAGACGUCCACAUGUUCGAUGGCGACGGUAUGCUGAGCGGCGUCUGGUUCCGACUCAAUAAUCAAACAAAAGAAGUUGAGCCGUGUUUCGUUAAUCGGUACAUUUUGACCGACGUUUAUCUCGGGGCCAAAUCGAUGCCUAGCCUAGAAUUGCCUAUACUACCGAGCGUCGCAACGUUGACUCAUCCAUGGAGGUCUACACUCUCGACAUUUUUCAAACUUUGCCGAUUUUUGGCUCUCGUAGCGUGGAGUUUCCUCGGUGCCGGCAAGCAUAAGAUUCGGAAAAUUAGUGUUGCGAAUACGGCUAUCCUCUACCAUGAUAAACGAGCCUUAGCAACGUGUCAAACGGGGCCGCCGAUGAGAGUUCAACUACCCAGUUUGGAUACUGUUGGUUGGUUUAAUGGAUACUCAGCUGUCAAUGAAGACAAAGUUUCGCAAUCAGAUAAGGAUGGCUUUGGCUGUACUGGAGCCUUUGGCUUCCUAAAAGAUUGGACAACGGCUCAUCCUCACGUCGAUCCAGUCUCCGGUGAUCUCAUAUCCUUCCAAUCAUCCUUCCUACCACCAUUCGUGUGGUACUCUCUCAUCCCCAAAUCAACAACUAAAACUCAAGAACCUCCAUUACACUCCCCAGUCCCAGGUGUAUCAAUCCCAAAACUAAUGCACGACUUUGGCGUUUCCCCAACUCACACGAUCAUCCUCGACCUCCCAAUGACCCUCGAUCCGACAAACAUGCUCCGCAGAAGACCAAUAGUCCACUACGACCGAACCUCACCAUCGCGAUUUGGCAUUUUCCCCCGACGCCACCCCGAGCAAGUCCGAUGGUUUGAGACGGAGACGUGUUUCAUUUUUCAUACAGCUAGUACGUGGGAUGAGCUCGAGCAAAGCCACUUGAAUGAUUCCCAUGUUCAAGCCGUGAAUAUGGUUGUUUGUCGGUAUACGAAUGGUAAUAUGCUUUACUCCAUGGGUGCUAUCGAGCCGGUGGAGAAAGAAGAGUGUGAUAGCAAAGUCUAUUAUUACCGAUUCCUUCUCUCAAACACGAAGGAGAAUAUUAUCGCGCAUCAAUGGGGUUUAUCCGCUAUUCCCUUUGAGAUGCCAAUCGUUCCAGCAACCCCCUCGAGCACGGGUCCGAAAUUCAUUUACGGCUGUUCCUCGCGGCUCGCGAUAUUCGGCGCUGAAACGGGUGAACCUAUGAAGGUGGAUUGUCUCGUUAAAAUGGAUAUCCAGACAUUGAUCAAGCAGGGGAAGGAUGAGGACAUCGAAUCCAUCGAUGGCUGUGUUGACAAGAGAACUAUACAAGCGAUAAUGUCCAGCGACGAUCCGGAAGAUCCAAUCAAGAUAUUCCAAGCCCCGGAGGGGUGGCACGCACAAGAACCUCAAUUUGUCCCGCGAGACAACUCGAAGGCGGAAGAUGAUGGGUAUCUCUUAACUUUGAUGUUUGAUGAAUCUCAACUCGAUACAGAUGGAGAUGCUACGGAGGGUGCCAGGAGUGAGCUAUGGAUUAUCGAUGCACGAGAUAUGACAACUGUUAUUGCGAAGAUCUUACUUCCACAGCGUGUUCCCUAUGGGUUUCAUGGUCAUUGGUUUAGAAGACAAGAGCUUGAAGAGCAGAGACCGUAUGUUCGGUUACGGACAGACCCGGGGGAAUCGAGAGGGAAUUGA
Messenger RNA from Penicillium cataractarum, 1800 nucleotides. Its product is annotated as carotenoid oxygenase family protein. NCBI's taxonomy places the organism in Eukaryota, Fungi, Ascomycota, Eurotiomycetes, Eurotiales, Aspergillaceae. Gene Ontology annotation, molecular function: carotenoid dioxygenase activity. The annotation marks the transcript as partial. The record is from RefSeq and is a predicted model, not a curated record. The transcript has 2 exons. Gene Ontology annotation, biological process: carotene catabolic process.